AUGACAUCUUUCGCAUCUUUCUGGCAGACAGAUCUCACGCGCGACGCCCUUCUGGACCUGCUGGACAAGCCAGACCUCGCCAACCUGCGUCUUGUCUGCCGUGCCUUUAGCCCACCAGCUGCUCGGUUCUUGUUCCGCGAAACAGAGAUUUCCUUUCAAAGCGGCACGUUCACCAAACCCUCGCGCAUGGCCGCAUUGGAAAGAGUGGGUGCGAAUAUCAAGACACUGGCUUUUCGUCUGUCGCAUAACGCCGAGACGUUUCUCCCGCCGCUGGUCGAUCCGGAGACGGGCGAAGAGCAAGUGUUUGUAUACACGCCACAGCAUCACCAGCAGCAGCAUCAUAAUCAUUCGCAUCGGGUGUCUUCCCCGACGAACGAGGCCAAAUACGGCAGCUGGGAGAUGACGGAUCUUCUGGUAAAACAAUACCCGCCGCUCUUCCAUGCCGCCACAAACGUGCCCUCGUUUGUGCGCGCUUUCAACUGUAUGACGGGGUUGCGGCAUCUGAAGAUCGUCUGUGACGGACAGCCUGCUCAUCGUUAUCGGCGCAGUGUUGUCGACUACGCACUCAUCUCGCUGCGCAUCGCGGUCGAGCAAGCUCCGCAGCUCAGUGACCGCUUAGAGAGCCUGUCGCUGCUGCAAAUACACCCCGGUGGGAUCAUGCAUCUGCGGCCGACAGUCAUGGGUAUGGGUGUAUCACCCAAUGGCCGAAAACGAUGGGCUCGCAUCCGUAAGCUGGCCAUCCAGAUGGAAAGUUUCCCCUAUGAAGGAGACGAGGCGACGACCGACCAACUGAAGAUCCUGCAUAGCUAUCUGCAGAGCUUCUCGAACGUGCACAGCUUCGCAUUUCGCUGGACAGGUGAGCAAAAGGGCCCGUGUCCACUGUCGCUCGUGACGGAGCCAGCUGUCUGCCAGCCAUCGGUGAGUCAAAAUGCGUGUCCAAAGACAUAUGCACGGAAUGGGCUGCGGGCGCUCAAGUUUACGCAUUUACGGUAUUUGGGGCUGGAAAAUGUCUUGCUUGAUGCUUUCCAAGUCUCUGAUUUCAUUGCUGAGCACAAGGACACGCUAGACGAGUUUGACUUUGAACAUGUUGCUCUCCGCAGCGGGACUUGGGACGAUGCAUUUGCACCAUUGCAAAAGGCGCAAGGAGAUGGCGGGAUGAAGAAAGAGGGAGGAAAGGAGAAGCACCAGACGGAAAGCAUGGAGGUUCCUUUCAUGCUUGACCCUCUUGAUCAGACCACAUCGUCGUCGUCAUCUCCGCCCAAGAAGCGACAGAAGAAAAAGAAGACGAAAAAGAGGAAGCGAAAAGCCAACCAGCCAGACAUCAACAACUCCCUAUUUGCAUCCACGGCGGCGCUGCUCUGGGAAGACCAGGAACAGUCCAACCCUAAACUGCGCGCGCUACGUGAAGGGGUGAGUCAGCUGGCACGUUCCAGAGCCAGGACGGAUCAUAUGAAGAAGACGCUGUGGACGUCCAUGUUUUGCUGGCGCUGA
Messenger RNA from Talaromyces rugulosus, 1491 nucleotides. RefSeq lists its product as uncharacterized. Bases 1 to 1491 code for a protein of 496 amino acids. Lineage: Eukaryota; Fungi; Ascomycota; Eurotiomycetes; Eurotiales; Trichocomaceae. The transcript has a single exon. The record is from RefSeq and is a predicted model, not a curated record.